Rhizophagus irregularis DAOM 181602=DAOM 197198 is the source of this 1460-nucleotide messenger RNA. Lineage: Eukaryota; Fungi; Glomeromycota; Glomeromycetes; Glomerales; Glomeraceae. The record is from RefSeq and is a predicted model, not a curated record.
AGGUACAAUCAAAAACAACAGAUAUGGUUGGAAAAAUUGUUGAGUAUGUUCCUCAGCAACAGACGAAUGGAUAUUUAACUUAUAAUUUUCCAUAUGUACAAAAGAUGCCUCCGCAACAGAAUCCACAACAAUACCAACCCUUCCUAGCUCAUCAUCGGCCUCGGUGCAAUAUUCAAAUGGUCGACCUGUUAUUCCGCCAGCAUAUACCUCACAACAAGAUCCAAAUCGUCGAAAUUUCCCUCCUUAUCAAAUGACACAAACAAUUCAAAAUAAUUCAUCGCGUUAUCCAACCUAUCCUUCAAAUCAACUUCACUCUGAAAAUAAUCGUCCGGUAUUUUCCCCGUAUUCUUUCCCACAGCAUCAUCAGCCGCCGCAAGAUAUCCGUCAAACUCAACCAGCUACUUACCCAAUACAGAUGAAUACUCUCCCCGCUUCAACCCAACCAAGAGUAGUGCCUGCGUACACUCAUAUUCAGCAAAACGUUCCUGCUACUCCCACUAUAGAAACAUCGAUUUCAACGUAUGUUCCAGUUCAAAGAUCGGAACGUAGUGGUUUAGAUAACCUUUCAUUGGCCGCAGAAUUGAUAUUAUCUUCGGCUAUUCCUUCAUCCACAUCGAUAUCGAAGCAAGAUGGUCAGCAAAUUAUUUCUAAUUCUACUCCAAAAAAAAAUUCUAGCAGAGAAGUAUCGUCAUCGUCAGACUGUUCAACAAUUUCAAUGGAAACGCCAAUAAAUGUUUCCACCUCUGCAGCUAGUACUUCACUUGUUGAAACACAUAUUAACAUUAAACAAACUAAUGGAAUGUCAACCCCAUCGACACCACCACCUAGAUUUAACACAAGACUCGUUAACUCAUCAAAGAACAUAUCUACUCCUGAUACAAUAACAGUGAUAGCAGAUGACGAUAUUGGAUAUAAGAGUACACCAAUUUAUGCAGAUGGACAUUCUAUACAUACAUUAUCACCUUCUAUGGAGGUAUAUGAAGAUAAUCAUUCAUCAAGUGGUGAUGAGACGGAUGAAUUUAUACAUGGUGAAGGAAAUCAUCAAGUUUUGGAAGAAAGUAAAUCUGAUGUUAAAAGUGACUUAACAACAGAGAGCAUUAAUGUAGAUGUAACUUCUAAUCAUCAUAAAGAAGAGUCAGAGGAAGAAUCAAAUGGGCCGCCUAAGAAAAAACGACGUUUAUCAAAUGUAAAACGCGUCCUCCCACCUGUGCAAAUUUUUUAAUUUGCUUUUAUUUUAUUUUAUUUUUUACUAUUGUUAUAAUGAGGAAGACAAAAAAGUAAGGAAUUUUUUGAAAAUUUUCCUUGAUAAUUUUUAUUUUAUUUCAUUUGUUGCAAAAGUUUUAAGCUCAAAAAUAUAUAACAAAAAUUUUGUAAUUAUUCUUAUGGGAUGGGUGAGGUAAUUUUUUCUUCAUAUAUAAUAAAUUUUUAAAACUUUAGGAUAUUAAAAAAGUUUUUUUUUU